Dentiscutata heterogama is the source of this 1445-nucleotide messenger RNA. The record is from the annotation of a GenBank genome assembly. NCBI's taxonomy places the organism in Eukaryota, Fungi, Glomeromycota, Glomeromycetes, Diversisporales, Gigasporaceae.
AUGCAAGAUUAGAGUUGAGAAAGGAGAUUGAAGCGGAAGGUUGUUUGGAAAUAAAAUACCAUCAAUUUGUUUACUCUCUUCCUAGUAUGAGCCAACAAAAGAAAGAACCGUAUGGAUUCGAUGGCAAGUACAUGUUUUCUGAAACAGACGUGUUUUUUACAUUUACUCAUCGAUACAAUACCGAAUUUUCAGUCCUUGAGCCGUACUUCCUGUGGACAUUGGAACAAGAAAUUGUCCUGCGCUUUUCUGAGUUUGUUCGCCUGAACGUUGAUUCAAUAGCUAGGCUUUCAAAAACAAAUAACUGUGUGGAACUGCAUCGCACGGAGCUCGCGUCUCGUUUCGUCCCAGAUUGCGAGUAUGAGUGUCGUCCUCACCCUAGUGAUGGUGUUGAAAACUUGCGUCUCGUUUCGUCCCAGACUGCAAGCAUGAGUGUCAUGGUUGAAGACCAACCUGAUUGGUCUUGUGUCAUUGAAAAAAUUCAUAGGAUCCAAAUUUCUGAAAGUCGCCGUGAAAAAACCUACAUUAUGUAUUCAAACGAAAAUGAUUACGUUGGAAAUGUAUUGUUGGAAGACCAGAAAAAAUCAGAACUUGACACCAAUAACUCGGUUAAUGCAAAAACUAUACCUAUCUCUCGACUUACGAAGCGGUUUCUAGAUGUCGCAAAAGAGAGCUCUCCAAAACGGUUGGCAAAUGGUCCAAGUAUUGCUAACGUAGAAAUAUCAAAUAACGAACAAGAUUUAUUCAACGAAUUAGAUGGCGAUCCAUAUAUCAAUUCAAGUUAUAAAAGUGAUGAUUCAGAACAUGAUGGAUUCAUAUCUCCAACUCCAUGCGCUCCCGAAGACCCUUUUGCCGAUGAAAAGAUUAUUAUUAUUAACGUUUCUUCACGCAUACCAUCAUUAAAUUCUGAUUUAGAUGUUUUCUUAGACAAUGUUAACAUAUCGGCUAAAUUUAGACAAUAUAUUAAUGAAGCUAUAUCAUAUGCUAACGAUAAAGGACUAUAUGUUGAAACGAAUACCCACGAAAUAUUAUCAUUAUCAUCAAUCCUUGUUCUCAUACCGAACUCUUAUCCUACUAAAAUGGUGGAGGCGUUCAGUUUAGAUAUACUAGAAUCGAUUCACAGAAGAUAUACGCCAAAAUUAUCUCUACAAUUAGAUAUAGAGGUUGAGAAUAUAUAUAGAAAAGUGAUCAAAACGUGUUUAAAUGAUUCUCGUGAUAAUGACAUCAAACUGCUAUGUGCAAAUAUUGUACAAAAAGAUGAAUUGAUGGAUAAUUUCGGGUUCUUGAUACUAGAUUUAAUAAGAACUCUGCCGUACAAUAAGAUAAGGAACGAAUCAAGCGAAUUAACGUUAAUAACAAACUAUUUAGACAAUGUCAUGAAAAAUGUUUUUCAUGUCCCUGACAAACAUAUAGUUCGAUGGCCAAACACGACCUUAACAGAAAGCAAA